AAGAUAAAAUGAGAUCUUCAAUUACAGUCAUCGUUUACAUCAUUCUUAAUUUUCAGGUCACAAGAACAUUAUCGACUUCCUGUCAACAAAAUAUGAAAGUAGCAUCAUGUCCUAAAUCUAUUAAGGCAUGGAGAGAGAGGGAACAUUUAAAAGGAUGUUAUGUGCCUCAAAAUACCUGUGCUGCAUUGGAAGUUCAAAUUUAACGUUCGUUUAUCACUGCUUGCCAAACGAGUUUUUGAAUGCAACGUACGUAGUCUGCAUGCCUGCAACAUAUAUACUAGGUAAAAGAUGUGCUGAAUAUAACGUUCAUGGUAGAGUCAUUCAGUCCAGUUUGGAAAACCAUUGUGAAACCUGUCCUGUUAGAUACAUAUCAACGGAUAUAUAUAAAUAUCAGAGUUGCUAUGAUAAAGUGACAAGCAGCUCUAAAGAAGUUUCCACAGACAAGAUCGACAAUCAAAACAGAUGCAUGAUCGACAAUAAUCGUUGGAACAUGGUAUUUGCUUUAUUGGCAAUAUUAGCUGUUUUCGUUUUUGUGAUUGCUAUUGGAGUUGUUUUUAUUAUUAUCAGGUUGAAAUUAUUCUCGUCUCGCAAACAAGUAUCUGGCGAGUCGUUGUUGAUAUCCUGUAGGAACUCAAAAGAUAAUUUAUAAAAGAUGUUUAUCCCUUAAAUACUAGUGAUCGUUAUAUCUGCCUUAAGAUUUUACUUAUACUCAAAUUAAUGACGUCAUUAUACCUAAUGAUGUAACUAUGAAAUGUAUGUUGUUGACUUUUAUGCAUUUGUACAAAAUCAAAUCUGAUGUGAAAAACUCACUACGA
Saccostrea cuccullata (small rock oyster) is the source of this 815-nucleotide messenger RNA. RefSeq lists its product as uncharacterized. The coding region runs from base 128 to 649 and encodes 173 amino acids. The transcript has 5 exons. The record is from RefSeq and is a predicted model, not a curated record. NCBI's taxonomy places the organism in Eukaryota, Metazoa, Mollusca, Bivalvia, Ostreida, Ostreidae.